ACCUGCCCAAGAUGAAAGUUUACUCGGCAAAGUUAACACUGAAUCUGCGGCUAAUCAGCGUCCAUCAGGAGGCAGGACCAGACAAAUGAAGUGUAAUUAAAGCGCUGAUCGAUAUGACGGAGUCCGCUCCUCCGACACCUCUCAUCUGGAAGGAGAGACGGGAGGAGGUGGAGAACAGCGGGGAGGGUGGACAGAAGGAGGGAGGAGGACGGUUGGGGGGGGUGAUGGUGAGCGGGACAGCUUAGAAUGAGAAGGGACAGAGUGGAAGUGAGAGGAGCAGCCGUCAACAUCAUCGUACCCAGGAGUCACCACAGUUACUCUGCGGCCGUGACGUCCACUUCUGUUGUCGGCGCAGGUUAUAUCGCAGAUUAAAGAAGAUUAAAAAGAGAAAAAGUUUGCGACGCUGUGUGUGUGCGGAGGCAGUGGGGGGUCUGCGCUCGGAGAACAUGGAUGAUUCGAAGAGCAGGAGCGGAAUAAGGCUGUUUCUUUUCUUCCUGCUCCAUGUCAUCGCGACAGACGCUGGUAGUCCCAUCGAUGUCCUGCAGGCGCUGGACUUAUCGGAGAGCAUGGAGGGAGUGUUCUUGGAGGCAGGUUUCUGCACCAGCAGGAGGGGCGGAGAGGAGGCAGACCUGGCCUUUAAGAUAGACAAGAAGAUCCAGCUCAGCGCUCCCACAAAGCAGCUAUUUCCUGAUUCCAAGUUCCCUGAGACCUUCUCCCUAAUGGUCACACUGCGAGCUAAGAAGGGCUCCCAGUUCUUCUUGCUGUCGGUCUAUGAUGACCAGGGUGUGCAGCAGCUGGGGCUGGAGGUGGGCCGCUCCCCAGUCUUCCUUUAUGAGGAUCAGCACGGGCAGCCGUCACCACAGAAGUACCCCAUCUUCAGGAAGAUCAACCUCACAGACGGGAAGUGGCACAGAAUUGCCUACAGUGUCCAGAACAAGUCCGUGACCCUCUACCUGGACUGUCAGAAAGUGGAGACCCUAGACCUGCUGCGAGGGGAUGACGCCAUCAUCAGCACGGACGGAGUCACAGUGUUUGGGACGCGACUGCUGGAUGAUAAUGUCUUCGAGGGAGAAAUUCAACAACUUUUAAUCUCCGAUGAUGCAGAGGACGCUGAUAAGUACUGCGAAAACUACUUACCAGACUGUGACUCUGCUCUGCCCUACAGCAGCCUGAUGUUGGACCUCGACAAGACCACCCUACCCAAUUCUCAUGCUAUGAUGCAAAGUGACCAGCCGUUAAUAGAAAAGGACCUCUCCAAAAAGGAUAGGAAAGAGAAAAAAAACAAGAAGAAAGGACACAGGGGAUCCAAAGGCAAAGGCAAGGGCAAGGGCAAGAAGAAAGGAUCCAGGAGGAAGAAACACGAAGAGGAAGUGAAGGAGGAUCUCGAGGUGGGCUUCCUCCCGUUGGUCACGUCGUCGUCUGCGUUUCAGUCUGAGGAAUCGCUACACCCCGCGAAGCCCACGGAGCUCCCCGAAGUCCAGCAAGACCAGUGGUCUGUCCUCCCUACUGAAAUCUAUGACAGGACUACCUUCCAGACCCUCAGUGUGGUGCCCACAGAGAUGCCUGAAUCAAUGGUUACUGAGGAGCAGCCCCAGCCAGUGAAAACGCCGGAGAUUGAAGUGUACAGCGACGACUUUCUAUACGAUGAUCUUUCUUCUUCUACUGUCACUGUUGGUCCUAAUAUUACAGAUUAUGAGAUUUUGGAGUACACGGAUUACAAGAACGAUACAGAGUUAGAUUACGAGGGCGAAGAAAUAUACGAUGAUGCAUUUGGCUUCGCGGAGCGAGAGAGAGCAGAGACGUGGGGUGGAGAGGCUACCGCAAGAGGGGAGAAAGGCCAGAAGGGAGAGCAAGCUAUUGUUGAACCGGGGAUGCUGGCAGAAGGACCACCUGGUCCGCAGGGACCACAGGGACUCGAUGGUCAAGUAGGACCAACAGGACCUCCAGGACCCACAGGUGAUCCUGGUGAAAUGGGUCCUCCGGGUCGUCCUGGUCUCGCUGGUGCUGAUGGCAUUCCAGGUCCCCCGGGAACCCUGCUGAUGUUACCAUUCCAGUACAGAGGUGAUUCCCAGAAAGGACCAGUGGUGUCUCCACAGGAGGCACAGGCACAGGCUAUACUGCAGCAGGCUCAGUUCUCCAUGAAGGGACCUCCAGGUCCACUGGGUCUCACCGGUCGGCCAGGCCCAGCGGGUGUUCCAGGUCCUACUGGGCUGAAAGGCGACCAAGGGGAGAACGGUCAUCCAGGACCACGUGGGAUUCCAGGGCCAAAAGGACUUGAUGGGAAAGCAGGAAAAAGGGGUCGUGCUGGAGGCGAUGGAGGUCGUGGAGCUCCAGGAGAAACUGGUGCCAAGGGUGACAGGGGUUUUGAUGGUCUGCCAGGACUACCAGGAAACAAGGGCCACAGAGGGGACAGGGGAAAGCCAGGUCCCCAUGGCCUCCUGGGAGAUCCAGGAGAGAAGGGACCUGAGGGACCAUUGGGGCCGAGAGGACAACCAGGUGAACCUGGUCCACGGGGUCUUGUUGGGUCAAGAGGGCCACCUGGACCACCUGGUGUACCAACAAUUUCUGUGACUGAUGGUGUUUCUUCUUCGGGUCCUGCUGGGGAGUCUGGGCCUCCAGGGCAACAGGGAAAUCCAGGAGCAGAGGGUUUGCCUGGUCCUCAGGGGCACAUCGGACUGCCUGGAGAGAAGGGCCCUCGGGGAAAAGAGGGCAUGCUGGGACUUCCAGGCAUUGACGGUCCUCCUGUAAGCAAACAGAAAUGUCAACGCAUGCAAGAUCCCUAUGCACACAAACAACAUCAGGGUUUACCUGGAGCUGUGGGACCUGUUGGUUAUCCGGGGCCUCGUGGAGUCAAAGGAGCAGACGGAGUUAGAGGUUUGAAGGGAAGCAAAGGAGAGAAGGGAGAAGACGGCUUUCCUGGGUCCAAAGGCGACAUGGGCCUGAAGGGAGACAGAGGUGAAAAUGGCGUUUUAGGGCCUCGCGGAGAGGACGGGCUAGAGGGGCUAAAGGGCCAUGCAGGACCCAUGGGAGAAUCGGGAGCCCCUGGCAUAGCUGGAGAGAAGGGCAAACUUGGCGUACCAGGAGUGCAAGGAUACCCAGGAAGACAAGGUCCUAAGGGAUCACUGGGCUUUGUCGGGAUGGCAGGGGGCUCGGGAGAGAAAGGACGAAGGGGUCCAGCCGGUCAGCCAGGGUCAGAGGGUCAAAGAGGUCCAAACGGAUCUCGUGGAGGAAGAGGACAAAGAGGUCCCACUGGAAAACCUGGAGAGAAGGUGUGCGGAGCCACUGGAACACGGGGUCCACAAGGACCACAGGGAAGACAUGGCGAACCAGGACCUAGAGGUCCAUCUGGUCCUCCUGGAAAAGAUGGAUUACCGGGUCAUCCAGGCCAGAGAGGAGAACCAGGUUUCCAGGGCAAAAAUGGUCCUCACGGGCCCCCAGGUGUCGUUGGACCUCAGGGUAAAUCUGGAGAGACAGGGCCAACUGGAGACAGAGGCCAUCCAGGUUCACCGGGACCACCCGGUGAGCACGGUUUACCAGGAUCGGCUGGAAAGGAGGGCGCCAAGGGAGAUCCAGGUCCACCAGGUGCCCUAGGGAAAACUGGUCCCCCCGGACACCAAGGCUUCAGAGGGAGCAGAGGGAACCCUGGUGCAACGGGACCUGCCGGUCUGAAAGGAGGAGAGGGUCUUCCUGGUGUCUCAGGAAUAAUUGGUGCAACUGGAGAAAGAGGCCCCGCUGGGCCAGUCGGUGCGAUUGGACAGCCUGGACGACAGGGCGGUGUUGGUCCUGCUGGGCCAGCGGGAGAAAAAGGCGAGCCUGGGGAAAAGGGGCCCUUCGGCUCAGCCGGCCGCGACGGGGAGGUAGGACCCUUGGGAUUGCCAGGUGCUGCAGGACCAGCUGGACCACCAGGAGAUGAUGGAGACAAGGGGGAAAACGGAGGACCAGGUCAGAAGGGUAGCAAAGGAGACAAAGGAGAAGCUGGUCCACCAGGACCCAUUGGACUUCAAGGACCCGUGGGCCAGCAUGGACUACCAGGUGCAGAUGGUGAGCCCGGCCCUCGUGGGCAGCAGGGAAUGAUUGGGGCGAAAGGAGAUGAAGGACUGAGUGGCUUCAAAGGGGCAUCUGGUCCUUCUGGGCUUCAGGGAAUGCCAGGACCCCCGGGGGAGAAAGGAGAGAGUGGACAUGUGGGCUCAAUGGGACCCCCGGGACAGCACGGACCCCGAGGACCUCAAGGGCCUAUUGGUGCAGAGGGAACAGCUGGCAUACCUGGUGGAGUCGGUCAGCCUGGAAUUGGCGGAGAGAAGGGUGAGGACGGUGAGGCAGGAGACCCUGGACCGGCGGGAGAACCCGGCGCUCCUGGUGUUAAAGGUGACGUGGGCGAGAAGGGAGACGCUGGCCCUUCAGGUGCAGGUGGGCCCCCGGGACCUAGAGGACUACCAGGAGAUGACGGAUCUAAAGGCAACCUUGGGCCUAUUGGAUUUCCCGGAGAUCCAGGACCCCCUGGAGAGCCCGGCAUUAAUGGCGUGGAUGGAGUUGCCGGACGUAAAGGGGACACUGGAGAGCUUGGCAAAGCAGGAUCCCCGGGAGCCUCUGGAGAACCAGGUCCUCCAGGACCCCCUGGACGAAGGGGUCAUGUUGGUGCCGCGGGAAAUGAAGGAAAGCAAGGCAACAAGGGAUCCAAGGGAACAAUAGGAGGCCAGGGUCUUCCAGGUAAAGUUGGCCCAGUGGGACCGCAAGGACAUCCAGGAAGACCAGGUCCAGAUGGGUUAAGAGGCAUCCCAGGUCCCGGGGGGGAACAUGGUUUAAAUGGACCACCAGGACAAACUGGACCUCCAGGACCAAUUGGACCUCCAGGACUUCCAGGACUGAAGGGAGAUCCAGGGGUGAAAGGAGAAAAGGGUCAUGGUGGGUUGAUUGGUUUGAUUGGUCCUCCUGGAGAUUUUGGCGAGAAGGGAGACCGCGGCCUGCCAGGGAUGGAAGGCAAACAUGGACCUAAAGGAGAGGGGGGUUUGCUAGGUCCCGCUGGUCCCACAGGUCCACCAGGACCGCCUGGACUAUCAGGUCCAGCUGGAGAUAAAGGAUCAAGAGGAGACCCGGGUUCCACUGGUCCCAGAGGAGAUCCAGGCCGUGCCGGACCCCCAGGCCCACCAGGACCACCUGCAACAAUGAUCGAGCCCCUGCCCAUCAGGGAUGGCAGAAAGAAAAAGCGAAGACACUCCGAUCGGGCAGCAGCGGGAGGAGCAGCUCCAUCCAGUAGAGAGGACGACCGAGUUCCAGACAUGGAGGACUUUCUCCAAGGGGAUCAGCCGCUGGAGGAUCCAGAAGGGAUGGAAGAAGUCUUUGCAUCACUCUCCUCCAUGAAAAAUGAAGUGGAACUAAUAAGGAGACCGUUAGGGACCUAUGAGAGUCCUGCGCGCACCUGCAAGGAGCUCAUGAUGGUUCAGCCCAACUACAAAGACGGAGACUACUGGAUAGAUCCCAACCAGGGCUGUAACAGGGAUUCCAUCAAGGUCUUCUGCAACUUCACUGCUGAUGGAGAGACGUGUCUUUACCCGGACAAGAGGAUUGAGACAGUGAAAUUAGCUACAUGGAACAAAGAGAAACCAAGAAGCUGGUACAGCUCGUACAGGAAAGGCAGACAGUUCUCCUACGUGGACAGGGAUGGAAACCCUGUGCAUGUGGUUCAGCUCACCUUCCUCAAACUACUGAGUGCCACGGCCCAGCAGACCUUCACCUACACAUGCCACAACUCUGUGGGCUGGUUUGACAGCAACUCCCGCUCCCACGAGCGUGCCCUCCGCUUCCGUGGCGGCAAUGACGAGGAGCUGACACACGCCAAAAGCCCCUUCAUCACCGCUGUCCACGAUGGAUGUCAGAUUCGCAGUGGUCAGGAGAGAACAACCCUUCACAUCAACUCCCCUCUGGCGGAGCGGCUGCCCAUUAUAGACGUAGCUCCGGCAGACUUUGGCAGCAGCAACCAAAAAUUUGGAUUUGAAGUCGGACGAGUGUGCUUCAGUGGUUGAAGCCUCACCAGGGACGAACAAACAAAACAAAAAACAAACCAAGAGACCCGCCUAUCGCGCUUUAGAGCAGAGAACUGGACUUUUUGCACUGCCCUGAGCAAUAUUUAUUUUCAUGUACGUGGAGGGUUAUUGGUACAUAAUUUAAGACACUCAUCGACAGCCAAUGAAACAGGCUUUUCACAACAAUUGAGGACGCGCAACGUUGACUAUUGGGAAUUUUCCGUUGAACAUAUUUAACUAUAUAUUUUUUUCUGUGUUUUCCACUGUGCGUGCGUGUGCGCGCUCUUAUUGAACCUCAGUAACGACGAGACUGUCAAUGACACUUGUAGGACUACUUGUAGCCCAGGUACAGAUCAUUGACAGACUCGUUGUUACCCGAUAAUUUGUAAAGACUAGGGAUGGCUCAAUCCGAUACUAUUGGUUGGAAAAUUUAAGGAUCGGAUAUCGGGGAAAAACAACUUUAGCCUAGCCGAUCCGAUACUUAAGACAAAUACUCAACCUGACUGUGCGCGACAUGUCAGAAACAGGGACACUAUCGCCUCAGUAAUGCUAGCCUGUGAUAUCGUUUCAAAGUAUCAGAUUGAUAAGGGUAUUGGCAGAUACUCCAAGUUUCAGUAUCGGUUUAUUGAGCCAUCCCUAGUAAAUACUGUCUAAAUGUUACUCAUUUGCAUGUACAGAUGUGGCGCAUAUUAAUAAUCACAGAACAGUUCCGCACUUGCCUCGCAUAUUAAUUUCCUUAGGCGCGCCAUAAUUAAUUUCCUAUGUGUGAGAAUGAUAAAUGAUCAGUUUUACCCUUCAACUGCAGUUUUCCCAGCAAAUUAGCUUGAUUAGCAUUCAACAUCUGUAGUUAGUUACUGAGUCUGACACUUACUUGAAUGGAUAGAGUGGG
Molecule: messenger RNA, 6909 nt
Organism: Cynoglossus semilaevis (tongue sole)
Lineage: Eukaryota; Metazoa; Chordata; Actinopteri; Pleuronectiformes; Cynoglossidae
Gene: col5a3a
Product: collagen, type V, alpha 3a
Cellular component (GO): extracellular matrix
Molecular function (GO): extracellular matrix structural constituent
Source: RefSeq, a predicted model, not a curated record